UCCCAAGCGCCAAACCCUCUCCCCAUCCGUCUUCCUCGUGCUCUCCGCCCCUCCCCUUCUCCCCUCCCAUCCUCUCCUCUCUUUAUACGCCUCCGCCCCGAGCUCUCCUCCCCCAUUCCGCCGCAUUACGUCGCGCACACGGGCAGGGGAGAGCCGGCAGCGGAGAGAGAGCAGGAGACGAGAUGGCGGCCGCGUCCUUCACCGCCGCCAAGUUCCUGGCGCCGGCGGCCGCGAGAUCCGGCGGCGACCGGGCGCCCUUCCCCGCGCCGUCCGCGUUCUCCAUGCGCUCGCUCCGCCACAGGCCCGCCAGGCGCCUCAGCUCCGUCCUGGCCGUCUCCUCCGACGUGCUCAAGGCCGCGCCCGCCGCCGCCGCGUACCCGGCUGUGACACGCGAAGAGGCAUUGGAGCUUUACGAGGACAUGAUCCUUGGCCGUAACUUCGAAGACAUGUGCGCGCAAAUGUACUACCGUGGCAAGAUGUUUGGUUUCGUCCAUCUUUACAACGGGCAGGAGGCCGUCUCCACCGGCUUCAUCAAGCAGCUGAACCAACCCGACUGUGUCGUCAGCACGUACCGUGACCACGUCCACGCGCUGUCCAAGGGUGUCCCGGCCCGUGCAGUCAUGGCCGAGCUCUUUGGCAAGGCCACUGGCUGCUGCCGUGGACAGGGUGGUUCCAUGCACAUGUUCUCUGAACCCCACAACCUCCUUGGAGGCUUUGCCUUCAUUGGCGAGGGCAUCCCUGUCGCCACUGGCGCUGCCUUUGCCGCCAAGUACCGCCAUGAGGUGCUCAAGCAGUCUAGCCCUGAUGGGCUUGAUGUCACACUUGCAUUCUUUGGGGACGGUACCUGUAACAACGGCCAGUUCUUUGAGUGCCUGAACAUGGCUCAGCUGUGGAAGCUUCCGAUUAUUUUUGUUGUGGAGAACAACCUAUGGGCAAUCGGGAUGUCUCACCUUAGGUCUACUUCAGAUCCCGAGAUCUGGAAGAAGGGCCCAGCAUUCGGAAUGCCUGGGGUACACGUCGAUGGGAUGGAUGUCCUGAAGGUCAGGGAGGUGGCUAAGGAGGCAAUUGACAGGGCAAGGAGAGGUGAAGGACCAACUCUAGUGGAAUGUGAAACUUACCGGUUCAGAGGCCACUCUCUUGCUGAUCCAGAUGAACUCAGGAGGCCCGAUGAGAAAUCUCACUACGCCGCAAGGGACCCCAUCACCUCCCUGAAGAAGUACAUCAUCGAGCAGAACCUCGCGUCCGAAGCCGAGCUGAAGAACAUCGAGAAGAAGAUUGACGACGUCGUCGAAGAGGCUGUGGAGUUUGCCGACGCGAGCCCGCUGCCCCCACGGAGCCAGCUGCUGGAGAACGUGUUUGCCGAUCCCAAGGGCUUCGGCAUCGGCCCCGACGGCAAGUACAGGUGCGAGGACCCCAAGUUCACCCAAGGCACGGCGCAAGUCUAAGGGCCGCUGCUGCAGAAGCAGCUUGUUUACGCCUCUUUUCUCAUGUACUACCUCUCUAGCUACCCUGCCCCUAGUUUUGUCGAUCCCGCCGUCGAUUUCUUGUGUUGUUAGAGGUCACAUAUCACUGUAAUUCAUUGCUCGCUGUGCCACCGUGCGGCGUCUGAUGCCCCCAGUUUUUUUUACCCAAGAAAUGUUCCCCAGUCCAGUUGUUGUUCUACAGUAACUCUACAUCUGUCUGGUUUGUAGUAAUUGGUACAGAUAUUGGAAGAGAUGUGAAACAUAAUAGUAUCUGUUGAAACUGUUCUA
This is a messenger RNA of Aegilops tauschii subsp. strangulata, 1751 nucleotides long. Its product is annotated as pyruvate dehydrogenase E1 component subunit alpha-3, chloroplastic. Gene Ontology annotation, molecular function: pyruvate dehydrogenase (acetyl-transferring) activity. The record is from RefSeq and is a predicted model, not a curated record. Gene Ontology annotation, cellular component: intracellular membrane-bounded organelle. Gene Ontology annotation, biological process: pyruvate decarboxylation to acetyl-CoA. Lineage: Eukaryota; Viridiplantae; Streptophyta; Magnoliopsida; Poales; Poaceae.